Molecule: messenger RNA, 759 nt
Organism: Galeopterus variegatus (Sunda flying lemur)
Lineage: Eukaryota; Metazoa; Chordata; Mammalia; Dermoptera; Cynocephalidae
Exons: 1
Source: RefSeq, a predicted model, not a curated record
AUGAGUGAGGUUGGAAUAUCAAAAAGACAGGAAUCCCAAGUGAAGAAGAGUGAGGCAGGAAUACCACAAGGACAAGAAUCCCAAGUAAUAAAGAGUGGGGCCAGAAUACCACCAGGACAAGAAUCCCAAGUAAUAAAGAGUGACACUGGAAUACCAAAAAGACAGGAAUCCCAAGUAAAGAAGAGUGACACUGGAAUACCAAAAAAACAAGAAUCCCAAGUAAAGAAAAGUGAGACUGAAAUACCAAAAAGACAGGAAUCCCAAGUAAAGAAGAGUGACACUGGAAUACCAAAAAAACAAGAAUCCCAAGUAAUAAAGAGUGGGGCCGGAAUACCACCAGGACAAGAAUCCCAAGUAAUAAAGAGUGACACUGGAAUACCAAAAAGACAGGAAUCCCAAGUAAAGAUGAAUGAGGCCAGAAUACCAAAAAAACAAGAAUCCCAACUAAAGAAAAGUGAGACUGAAAUACCAAAAAGACAGGAAUCCCAAGUAAAGAAGAGUGACACUGGAAUACCAAAAAGACAAGAAUCCCAAGUAAAGAAGAGUGAGACUGAAAUACCAAAAAGACAGGAAUCCCAAGUAAAGAAGAGUGACACUGGAAUACCAAAAAGACAGGAAUCCCAAGUAAAGAAGAGUGACACUGGAAUACCAAAAAGACAGGAAUCCCAAGUAAAGAAGAGUGACACUGGAAUACCAAAAAGACAGGAAUCCCAAGUAAAGAAGAGUGACACUGGAAUACCAAAAAGACAGGAAUCCCAA